Messenger RNA from Hemicordylus capensis (graceful crag lizard), 7533 nucleotides. RefSeq names its product zinc finger protein 501-like. Gene Ontology annotation, biological process: regulation of DNA-templated transcription. The transcript is spliced from 6 exons. NCBI's taxonomy places the organism in Eukaryota, Metazoa, Chordata, Lepidosauria, Squamata, Cordylidae. Bases 890 to 2380 code for a protein of 496 amino acids. The record is from RefSeq and is a predicted model, not a curated record.
CUGGUGGUGGGAGCCCUUUCCUCCCCCCCCCACCUGGGAUUGGAAAGUGGCCGCUGGGAUCUGGUGGCGAGUCUGACCUGCAUUUGCGGGUGUGUGUGUGUGUGCGGUGGGGGGGGGGGUCAAGUGAGCAGCGAAUAGUUUGAAGACCUCAGGAAGAAUAAAGCCCAGGAAUUGAAGGGGGGAAGAGGAGCAAAGAGAGCAGCCCCCUCUCCACUCCCCGGGCAUUUCAGCCCCUGGCGAAGCGGCCUGUGCAGCUGCUGAUCCACCCGGCAUUCCUCCAAAGCCAUCACAAGCUCCUUCUUCCUUCCUCUCUGCUGCAUACCGUGGAGGCCUCUUGAGCUUGGAGAGGAGGACGAGGGUGAAGCCAGUUUUCAGUUACUGUGCAGAGGCAUUAGCAAAAGUCUCAGCUGAUUUCCAUGUACAGCAUCAGCACUUCAGGCAGUUCUGCUACCAGGAGGCCAAGUGGCCCCAGGAAGUCUCCAGCCAGCUGCUGCACAACCUUUGCCAUCGGUGUCUGAAGCCAGAAAAGCACACGGCAACACAGAUCCUGGACUUGGUGAUCCUGGAGCAGUUUCUAACUAUCCUGCCCUCAGAGAUGGAGAGCUAGGUCAGAGAAUGCGGAGCGGAAACCAGUUCCCAGGCAGUGACUCUGGCAGAAGGAUUCGUCUUCUUGAGCCAGGCAGAAGACAGGAAGCAAGAAGAGCAGCAGGUGCAGGGGCAGUUAGCAGAAGCGACCGCUGAUUUUUCUGACGUGGAGAAGCCUCUUUUGGAUGCCAGUCGGAGGAUUUCUCAAAAUGCAGACAGAGAUGCCACCUCAUUGGGCUGUGGAAUAAUACAGGUGCUCUUUCCAAGGCUGUCUACCCUGCGUGGUGCUGGAAAAACAGCUGUGAUGCAACCAGAUCAGGGCCCUGUGUCCUUUGAGGAGGUGACUGUGCAUUUCACGGAGGAGGAGUGGGCUCUGCUGGAUGCAGACCAAAGAGCGCUGCACAGAGAAGUCAUGGAGGAGACUUGUCGGAAUGUGGCCUCUCUGGGUGGUGGAUGGAAAAAUAAGUAUGGGAAGAAGCUAUUUGAGUGCUUGGAGUGUGGAAAGAGCUUCAGUGAGAGCACAGCUCUUACAGAGCACCAACAAAUUUGCACUGGAGAAAAUCCAUUUAAAUGCAUGGAAUGUGGAAAGAGCUUCAGAUGGAACUCCGACUUUAUUACCCAUCAAAGAAUUCACACAGGCGAGAAGCCAUUCAUAUGUUUGGUCUGUGGAAAGAACUUUAGCCGCAGGUCAGCUCUUAUGGUACAUGAAAGAAUUCACACAGGUGAGAAGCCAUUCAGAUGUUUGGUCUGUGGGAAAAGCUUUAGUCGCAGGUCAGCUCUUAUGGUACAUCAACGAAUUCACACAGAAGAGAGGCCAUUUAAAUGUUUGGUAUGUGGAAAGAGCUUCAGGAGGAGUUCAUCUCUUACAGAACAUCAAAUAAUGCACACAGGACAGAAGCUAUAUAAAUGUUUAGAGUGUGGAAAGAGCUUUUGUCAGAGCUCAAAUCUUAUACAACAUCAAAGAAUCCAUACAGGACAGAAACCAUAUAGAUGUUUGGAGUGUGGAAAGAGCUUUAAUCAGUGCUCAAACUUUACACAACAUCGAAGAAUUCACACAGGAGAGAAACCAUUUAAAUGCUUGGAGUGUGGAAAAAGCUUUCGUCAGAGCUCAAAUCUAACACAGCAUCAAAAAAUUCAUAUCGAAGAGAAACCAUUUAAAUGCUUAGAGUGUGGCAAGAACUUUCGUCAGUGCUCAACUCUUACACGACAUAAAAGAAUUCAUACAGGAGAGAAACCAUUUAAAUGCGUGGAGUGUGGACAGAGCUUUCAUCAGAGCUCAAAUCUUACGCAACAUCAAAUAAUGCAUACGGGACAUAAGCCAUAUAAAUGUUUGGAGUGUGGAAAGAGCUUUUGUUGGAGCUCAAACUUUACACAACAUCGAAGAAUUCACACAGGAGAUGGAUUUAAAUGCUUGGAGUGUGGAAAGAGCUUUAAUCAGUGCUCAAAUCUUACACGGCAUCAAAGAAUUCAUACAGGAGAGAAACCGUUUAAAUGCUUGGAGUGUAGAAAGAGCUUUCGUCAGAGCUCACAUCUUAGGGAACAUCAAAUAAUGCACACAGGACAGAAAGCAUAUAAAUGGAGUGUGGAAAGAGCUUUUGUCGGAGCUCAAACUUUACACAACAUCGAAGAAUUCACACAGGAGAUGGAUUUAAAUGCUUGGAGUGUGGAAAGAGCUUUAAUCAGUGCUCAAAUCUUACACGGCAUCAAAGAAUUCAUACAGGAGAGAAACCGUUUAAAUGCUUGGAGUGUAGAAAGAGCUUUCGUCAGAGCUCACAUCUUAGGGAACAUCAAAUAAUGCACACAGGACAGAAAGCAUAUAAAUGUUUGGAGUGUGAAAAGAGCUUUUGCCGGAGCUCAAACUUUACACAACAUCAGAGAAUUCACAUAGGAGACAAACCAUAUAAGUGCUUGGAGUGUGGAAAGAGCUUUUGUCAGAGAUCAAACCUUACAAAACAUGAAAUUUUACACAGGUAAGAGAUUGUAUAUAUGUGUUGAGUGUGGAAAGGGUUUCUUUCAGAGCUCAAAUCUUAUACAGCAUGAAAGAAUUCAGACAAGUGAGACAGGAUAUUUGUUGUAAACUGCCCCAACAUUCACUGAGUGAUGCUAUACAAAUAUAACAAAUAAAUAUGCAUGUUUGGAGUCUAGAAAGAGCAUCACAAAGCAUUUACUUGCCUUCACAAAACACAAGUCAUGCAGGGCAAAAAAAUCAAUGCAAAUGCUCUAGCUUCAGUUCAGUAUUCCAAAAGACUUUUGUUUUAAGACCGGAGUUAAAAUGCUUGAAAUUUUUACUCAUACUUUAAGAUGCGUAGAAUUUGCUGAUUAAGAUGCCAGUAUUAACUAGAGAUGUUCACGAACCAGUUUGGAGGCCCUUUUAUGAGCCUCCGAACAAGUCCAAACGUCCGGUGGUCUGGCCGGUUUAAAAGUGGGGCGGGAUAUCUUUAAGGAAGGGGGAGAGUGCUCUUCUCUCUUCUGCUGCAUUUCCCCCGCCAGCACUACCUUUUAAAAUGGUCCACCAGGCCAGCUCCUUGCUUCCCCAGUGCCUCCUCAGACCGGAAGUGCCCGUUGCACAUGUGCACAUUGUGUGUGCGUGUGUGACAUGCGCACCAGGCACUUCUGGCCACUUCCAGUCAGAGGAGGGCAGCAAGGAGGUAUGCUGCCAUCCUGCCAGACCGUUUGAAAAGGUUGCUCUGGCAGGGGAAAUGUGGCAGGAGGGGUAAGAACACCCUCCCCCGUCCUUAAAUAUAUCCCUCCCCACCUUCAAACCGGCAGGCUCCAGUUCCGUGCACACCACUAGUAUUAACUUGUAUGCUAUAUAAGUUAUACAUACUUGGUACAGUCUUGUGUAUAUUUCAGAUGAAGUAAACAGGAGGCAUUUGGGGGAAGCUGUGCCUUACAGAGAUGCAUCAGGCAGAAAUUCAUCAGGGGCUUCUCUAGCAACUGCUUGGGGAAGUUGCAACUUUUAAAUUUCCGACUGAGUGAAUUGCUUUCCAGCACAAUGUCCAGCUGAAAGGCCAGGGCAAAAUGUGGAUGCAUGGAGCCUCAUUUGUAAGGUCCACCUAAUAUACAAGAUUACAAAGUCUUAAUUUCCACACGAUAUGAGGUGUAAAGAUGGAGUAGCUUUGUAAUUUCCACACUUUUUGGUGCACAAAUUUAAAGCUACUUUACUCUCAUCUUAAACUGAAGGUUUUUGCAUUAGUAAAUGUCCAUGCUUUUUAAAAAGGAAAAAUGGAUUAGGUGUUGUGGGAAGGAGAAGUGUAGUGGUGUUUCUGACCCAUGCUGGCUAUGUGAAGCCUUCCUGUUCAUUGGCACUAUAUUUCUGAUAUAGAGUCUCCUUUUCCCCAAACAGCCUUCCACUGCCUUUUGUGUCUUUGUAAGGCCCCCUGGCAUCUCACCUACCUUCACAAACCUAUUUGCCACCUUGCUGCUGCAUCGAGUUCCCUGAUAAAGUCCCUCAUAAAGAGCUGAGGCACCUCGUCUGCCCUUGUAUGGCUCCCUCACCACCUCAGUUUAGGAGAGAAGACAGAUGCCCAUAAAAGAUAGGGAUGUGCACAAAUCAGUUUUUUGAUUCGAUUUGUGCCCCAAACAAAUCACCCCUGAUUUGUUUUGUAUCCAAAUCUACCACCUCCAAAUCACCCCAGAUUCGAGUUGUAUUUGCUUUGAUUCGAUUCAGACUUGGACCAAUUCGGACUAUUUAACAAGGUCCUAGGGGCACCAUAUCUGGGUGGUGGGUAGGUCCCCAUGGGUCACCUACCAACCAAAAUUCAAGGCAGUGGGACACUUGGUUGAUUUUUAAUGAUUUUUUUUAAAAAAGUUUUUACUGAUUUUGAACAUUUUUGCCAUAGGAACAAUGGGGAUUCAAAGUUGCCAUCUCCUAAACCUAAAAUGGAUCCCAAGCUUUCAUUAAAAAAAAAAAAAAGGUUAAGCUCUAGCCCUUGUAGAAGUGGAGUUAUGGAGCAAGAUGUGCAGCCAUUAUUUUUCUUUUUCUUUUUUUCAAUUCAUUUUUUAUUAAUUUUAACAAUAACAAUAUUAUCAUUCAUUACAAAUACACACAUAAAAAGUGGACUUCCCGCUCACAUUUCUUCGUGAUUUAUCAACUAUAAAGUUUACCCUUGCUAUAAUAAUAAUUCAAAAUGUAAGUUCAAACCCUUACAAACAUAAUUAAUCUGACCAACCUGCGGUUUCUACUAGAUAUCAAACCCUGCUGUCAAGUCCAUAGUAGGGAAGUAAUUUUUUAGAUACAACAAGAAUGGUUUCCAAUCUUCUUUAAAACAUUCCAGAUUUUGAUCUCUUAAUAGUGCUGUAAGUUUUGCAAUCUCCGCAUAUUCCAAAAUUUUUAUCAGCCAGUCUCCUUUUGAGGGCAGUUCACUAGACUUCCAUUUCUGUGCAUAUGUAAUUCUAGCUGCCGUAGAGGCAUACAUAAAAAAUGUUAAAUUGGUUGUAGAAAUAGCUCCUUGUGUUAUCCCCAGCAGGAAGGCUUCUGGCUUCUUAGGAAAAGUCAUUUUAAAUAUUUUCUUUAAUUCAUUGUAUAUCAUAUCCCAAUAGGCUUUAGCCUUCCCACAGAUCCACCACAUGUGAAAAAAUGUGUCUUCAAAAUGUCCACACUUCCAACAUUUGUUGGAAACAUUUUUAUACAUUAAUGCCAAUUUUUUUGGUGUCAGAUACCAUCUAUACAUCAUUUUAUAAUAGUUUUCUUUGAUAGCAUAACAUGCAGUAAAUUUUAAAUCCUUUUUCCAUAACUUUUCCCAGGCUGCCAUUUCUGUUACGCCCCGCAUCUUGAGCCCAUUUUAUCAUAGUCGUUUUAACCACUUCCUCUCUUGUCUCCUCCAAAAGCAACAGUUUAUACAUUUUAGAAACUAAUUUUUCAUCAUUUUGGCAUAAUUCCUUCUCAAAAUUUGAGAUCUGCUCCUCAAAUCCAACUUUGAGAUCCUUCUUAUACAUCUCAUUUAACUGAUGAUACUGAAACCAAUCUCUGACUUUAUCUUGUAUUUCAGUUAAACUUUUUAACUUACAAUCCUUUUGGUGAAAAUGUACCAAAUCCCUAUAGGUACCCCAACCCGUUUGCAUAUUUACUUCUUUACGUGAUAAGGCUUCAAUCGGAGAUACCCAUAACGGAGUUUUAGGUUCAAACCAAUUUUUAUAUUUUAACCACACCCUCAUUAAACUCCUUCUCACAUAAUGGUUCAAAAAGUCUUUAUGUAUUUUACUUUUUUCAUACCACAAAUAUGCAUGCCAUCCAAACCUUCUGUCAAAUCCUUCCAAAUCAAGAAUUCUAGGAUUUCUUAGCGUUAUCCAUUCUUUUAACCAUGUCAAACAAACAGCAUCAAAAUACAACCUUAAGUCUGGCAAGGUAAGACCACCCCUUUCCUUUGCAUCUGUUAAAUUCUUAGACAGCCAUUAUUUUUCAAGUGUUUGGAUUCUUUGGUGUAUAAUAACUUUUCCUCAUAAUGAAUCCCUAUGAGGAUUCAUUGCACACCUUCAUUUCUUCUGUUCAUUUUGACUGUCACUGGACAGUGCCAACCGUCAUGUGCCAACUACACCCCCAGGGGCGUAGCAAGGUUGGAGUGGGCCCAGAGACAAGAUUUUAAAAUGGGCCCCCCCCCCAAAGUCCAGGGCCUCCGCACACCCCAGGCCCCCAAGGAUUUAAGUCUGAUAUUCCAAAAUAAGUAUGCUGCCUGCAAAUACAUUUCACUGAAUACACACACACACACGUCACAAUAUAUAGUGAUAUACAUUGAGUACUAUACAUUUGUAUUACUUUUAAUGCCUAGAACACACUAGAAAGAUGAAUUAUUAAAAUGGGCCCCUCGCUGCAGAUUAGCAAAGGAGACUUUCAACCAUGCAGGGUGAGCCUAUGUUUGUUUUCUCAGAAUUCUGAACAAAUUCAGUCAAGAUUGAUUGCAGGAGGUUUUUCACAGGAGGCUUUUAAAGCCCUUUAAGACACAUCUCCUCUGGAAUGGAGGUGCUGCAUUCACAUGUUGGCCAGAUUUACCCUGAAGUCCCUGCAAGUUAUUGGGGAGCAGUUCACACACAAGAAAAAUAAAAUAAAAGCACCACACAUGCUUCACAGUUCUCACUCAGACCUUCUGGGUUGCAAAACAACUUGAACAUAAGUGCAUUUAUAAAUGAAUGAAUGAAUAAAUAAAAUUAAUAAAAUACUGUUCCAGAAGUUUUUGCAAUUUUCUGCCAUAAAACAAGCCACUUAUAGGACUUUUUAGAUAGUUUUUUUUAAGUCAGCAAAUUUUCCAAGCUGUUUCAAAAUAAAUAUUCAGAGACUUCUCGGUCCCUCCCCACCCCCCCAUAUCCAAGCCCUAUGGCAAGCAGAUCCCUAUAUAGGGGGCGGGGGGCGGGAAAGGUAACCACAAAAAGGAGUUCACACUCUACCUGGCAAAUGCUGGUCUGGGUUAAGCAGGGCAGCAAGGGGUCUUCUGCUGCAGAGAACACUCUGGCUGCCUCCUCCUUCCUGGCUGGCUUGGGCCCUACUCGAGUUCAGGCUUCACUGCGGCCUACACGGAGGCCUCCGUGGAAGCCCCGCCCACCCGCCAAUCAGCUGAGAGGCGGGAGAAAAGGAGCUCUUGGCAGCUUGCCUGCGGCUUCGGGCCAGCAGAACAAGCAGGAGAGACGGCGAAGAGGGCAAGUGGCUGAGAGGCUAUGGGGCUGGGCAGGGGGCAAUGGGGAGUCACAUGAGGUGCCUCUGGGGUGCUCCUCCAGGCAGUGGGGCCCCCAGACAACUGUCUCCCCUUGCCCUAUCAUUGUUACGCGCCUGUACACCCCACACACACACACCUGCAAGGCAGUGGGGUACUCAUUUUAAUUUUUAGGAAUAUUGAAAUGUUUAGAUUCUAUGGUGUCCAAUAACUUUUCCUCAAUUAUGUCUAAUGAUGUAUGCCAUCUUUGUAUAUCAAUGAGUCUUUUUAUUUGGCUUUUUAAUAAAUGAGGAUGGAUUUCAAA